This is a messenger RNA of Bombus pascuorum, 768 nucleotides long. RefSeq lists its product as uncharacterized. The record is from RefSeq and is a predicted model, not a curated record. The transcript is spliced from 3 exons. NCBI's taxonomy places the organism in Eukaryota, Metazoa, Arthropoda, Insecta, Hymenoptera, Apidae. The coding region runs from base 53 to 676 and encodes 207 amino acids.
GUUUUUUUUAGUGGAUCAGUUGAUUGCACGCAAUUAAUAACGCGAAGCAAACAUGGUUCCGAAAGCUUUGUACAUCCUGCUCAUCGCCUGUAUUUUUGGCGCCAUCAUCCAGAUGAGUCUUGCCACCUCAUCCGAGUCAACCGACAAAUCUGACUCCUCCGGUUCCUCCGGUUCGUCCGAGUCAUCCGAGACAUCCGACUCAUCCGACUCAUCUGACUCAUCCGACUCAACUGACUCAUCUGAGCCAGAGAAAAAAUCGACAGAAUCUGAUGACCAAAAACCACAAAAACCGCCCACCAAACAGGAAGAAGGUGAAAACAAGACUGUGAUUAAGAAACUCGAGAUCGUGUUACCAACGGUUCCAGCAUUGUCCCAUCCAGGACUUAAACCAAACGUCGAAAAGGCCAAAGAGAUGGUUGCACGCCGUUUGAACAGCGGAAGCAAUUUUGUCAACGCCGUUGCGAACGGUAUAAGGGCUGCGGUCCAUGCUGUUAAGCCUGUCAUAGCUAUAGGCGACUUGAUUGCUAAAAUUAUACGCGCAUUCGUCGACAUAGCAGCAUUAAACCCAAUCCCACUCGGAAUUCUUAUUCUUCAGGAAGGUAUGAAAACUGGCAUGAGUGUCAUGAGCGCGUCCAUUCCUUUCUUGUUAGCUGGAGCUAUAGCGGUUGCGAUUUAAAUAAUCAAUUAUAAUGUAUUAUAGUAGAACAUUUACUUUAUAUGCAACUAUGUAUUAGUUCUGGUUGCAAUUAUAUUUAUGCAUAAUAAUAA